AUGAGCUCGUCCGCGCGCCCUCAAUCGGUCCGCGGGCUGUACACUCCGCCAGCCGAGGAGUGGGUGUUCCUCCCGCCGACCGUGUCGCCGCCGGCAAACUUGAGCCCCCCCGCGCCACCACAGCACCUUCCCUCCUUCGCCCCCGAAGAUGACGAGGUUGACCUCGGUCUUCCCGGACCAGUGCAGCUGUUUGGCACACAGUUCCUUGUGACUGCACUAGGCAUGCCAUUCGAGGUCGGGAAAACGCUCCUUCAGAUCGAGUACCGCCCGCGUCGGCGGUUCGCGCCCUUGGAGACACCGCAGGAGGCGCCACGCGAAUGGGGCGCGGAGGACGACACACUCAGCAACGCCGACGAGGCGGACCACUAUUUCAGUGACCGCAUCGAGGCACCUACGAAGAGCUUCGUUCCCCCGCCGCCGCCCAAGGCCGAUGCGAGCGGAUACCUCGCCGACCCCUCCCCGACUUGGCUGCUCAAGGAUGAUCCCGAGAUCAGCCGCUCAAACGGCGUGUGGGGAAUGAUCAGGCGUAUUCGGGCGACACCGAGCGAGGGCCUGCCAGCCCUGUGGAAGGGCCAGAUCGUGUCGACGGUGCACGCGGUCGCAUCGACGCUGCUCCAGCCGCGCGUCCACAACCUCGUGUUCAGCGUCUUCCCCUCCGGCACGACCGGGGCCAUUCCGCUUCCCCUCGACUUUCCACUUACCGCGCUGCCGCACCCCGCCGUGCCGCUCGCGCUGCAGGUCGCGUCGCACGCGCUCACGCAGUUCAUUCUCUCACCGCUCGAGCUUGUGCGCACCCGCCUCAUCGCCAUGCCAACUAGCCUUCCCUCAACGCCAAACAGCCUUACGAUCCUCCGCCAAGCUAUCGCCGACGAGGGCGGUAUCAGCGGCCUCUACUUUGCGAGCAACGUGAUGCUACCCGCACUUCUCGAGCUCACCCUCCGCCCGCUGUUGACGAUGAGCAUCCCGCUCAUCCUCGAACGCGGCCUCGGCAUGUCCGCAGACCUCGCACCCAUCUCGUACUCGCUGGCCGAACUCGGGCUGAACGUCGCGGCGCUGCUCAUCAUACUCCCCAUUGAGACGGUUCGCCGCCGUCUCCAGCUCCAAUCCCGCGCACCAGGCGGAGGUAAGCACUUCCGCGCGGUCGUGACUCUCCGCGAUCGCGACUAUGUCGGCAUCGUCGAGGCCAUCUGGCGCAUCAUCACCGAGGAGACGGCAGCGCCCCGGAAAAAGCGCAUGACCGAGCGCGAGGAGGGCGGCUGGUUCUCAGGCGUGUGCCAGCUGUAUCGUGGUUUCGGCAUGGCCGUUACCGCGCACCUCACCGUGUUCGGCCUGGGCCUCGUCAGCGCCGGGUUGGGAGGAACAGGACCCCGGGGCUUCGACUCUGGAUGGAAGGAGAUCUAA
Cutaneotrichosporon cavernicola is the source of this 1401-nucleotide messenger RNA. RefSeq lists its product as uncharacterized. The record is from RefSeq and is a predicted model, not a curated record. Gene Ontology annotation, molecular function: coenzyme A transmembrane transporter activity. Gene Ontology annotation, biological process: mitochondrial coenzyme A transmembrane transport; mitochondrial fusion. The transcript has 4 exons. Lineage: Eukaryota; Fungi; Basidiomycota; Tremellomycetes; Trichosporonales; Trichosporonaceae. Gene Ontology annotation, cellular component: mitochondrial inner membrane. The coding region runs from base 1 to 1401 and encodes 466 amino acids.